AUGGCGGCCGCCGGCUCGCCAGAACUCGACUUCUCUCAGAUAAAGACGCGCACCAUCGAGAAAACGCUACUCCCACUCAUCAGACAGAUCAGUAGCCUGGUGGCGACACGCGGUGAGGCUGCUGGCGGCGCGGCGGUGCAACGAGUGGGCGCCGCGGUGUGCUGCGCUGUAGAGCGUUUCGUCGCGGUCGGCGAGACCAUCGCUGACGACAACCCCGACGUUCGCCACAGUAUGGUGCUUGCUUGCAAGGAGGCCCGGGCCGCAGGGCGCGCUAUCGAGCGAGUGUGCGGCGCGGGGAGUGCGGGUGGCGCAGAGGGCACAGGAAUGGUGUGUGCGGCGCGCGCGCUGCUGGCCGCCGUUACGCGGGUGCUCCUCCUCGCGGACAUGGUGGUCGUGCGGCAACUGUUACUGGCCAAGGACAAGGUGGCGCGAUCACUAGACCGUUUGGAAUCUGUUUCGAACUUCGCGGAAUUCGUGCGCGCGUUCACGGAGUUCGGUGGAGGGAUGGUGGAGCUGGCGCGGCUGACGGCGGAGCGGCGCGCGGACCUGCGCGACGAGCGGCGACGUGCUCAGGUCGCCGCCGCUAGAAACGUGCUGGAACGAUCCACGCUCAUGCUACUCACAUCAUCUAAGACAUGUAUGAGGCACCCGGGUAGCGCCUCUGCGCGGGAGAACCGCGACACGGUGUUUUGUCAGAUGCGACGCGCCAUGGACCUCAUACACUACGUGGUACGCGACGGCCUGCCCGGACACGAGGAACAGUCGCACGAGGCGGCGCAGUGGGAGGCGGGCACCGCGCUCGGUGCGCUGCGUGGGCUGACGGCGCAAGUGCGGGCAGCACGAGCGCGGGGCGGCGCUGACGCUGCCAGGAGGCGGGCACUCGCUAGCACCCUGCGAGCCCUGGUCGAGAGGACGCACGACUUCACUGACUCCGCAUACACCUCGCACGACCAUAGACAAAGGAUAUUGGCGCUCGCCGAGCGGAUAGCCUACGAGCUAGAAAGGCUAGUCGCAGUUGCUGUGUCUAUGGAAGAGCAGGGUGGCGGUGGGGGUGGGUGCGGGGGCGGAGGUGCAGCGCUGGAGAGCGCGUGCGCAGGCGCAGCAGGCGCGGCGGGCGAGCUGGAGCGCGCGCUGGUAGCGGCGGCGCGGGAGCAGGCGCGGGACCUCCCACCGCUGGCUGACGACGCACGCCGCCUGGCUACCGACCUCGCCUACAUAGGUAACCCCCCGCGCCCCAUAGCAAGCAGCGGAGAGUCAGAGAGACUGCACAACAUAGCCAGCCGACUGCACGAACAAUUAGACCAUAUUAUAGAGGUAUGUAAACUCCUCCGGCAUAUAGCGAUGUCGGAAACCCUUCAAGUGAGCGCGAAAUUUGCGGAGAUCAACCUGAGGAUAUACGGUCCGCAAGUGGUGACGGCGGCACGCACACUCGCAGCACACCCCGGUAGUGCGGCCGCGAGGGAAAAUCUCGACGUGUUUGUCGAUAUGUGGGCAUGGCUGCUGAGCGAUGCCGCAAGACUGGCUAAGGAACUCCUCGACCUCACAGAUGACAGACCAGACAAACAACAGUACAGCAGUUUACCAAGGCCGGGGAAACAUGGAACAACAAGUAAACCACUGAAAGCUGUGCGGCUAGAUUCAGAUGAACAAGCUAAAAUCGCCAAGUCAGGACUGGAGAUGAAAAUGAUGUCCUCUGAGAUGGACGCCGAGACUGAAAAAUGGCAGGGAGCUGAUGAAAAUAAUGACAUUGUGAAGAGAGCGAAAAAUAUGUCUUCCAUGGCCUUCGCUAUGUACCAAUUCACGAAAGGCGAGGGCCGACUAAAUACGACGCAGGACCUUUUCACACAAGCGGAAUACUUUGCUGAAGAAGCUAAUAGACUUUAUAAAAUAGUUCGACAAUUCUCAUAUCAGGUACCAGCGGGUACGAUGAAGAAGGAGUUGCUAGAACAUUUGGACAAGGUGCCUACGUACGUGCAGCAGCUGCAAUUCACGGUAAAGGAGCCGACGGUGGGGCGUGCCGCUACAUUCAGCAAGGUCGACAACGUCAUCCAGGAGACCAAGCACCUCAUGAACGUCAUCAGCAAAGUCGUCACCACCUGCUUCGACUGCGCCAAUAAGUACAAACUGGACUUCACUGGUCUGUCUGCGGGCGGUGCGGGGUCGGGUGCGGGCGGUCGGGCACGGGACGAGGAUACAGCGGGCGGUGGCAGCGGCGACGCCAAGCCGGGCGGGAGCUCCUCCGACACGGCCAUGUGACAGUACGGCAUGGGCCGGCGCGGCAAGGGCGACGCGCGCCGGACCAGGGUCAGCUUCCUCUUGUUCUAAAGGCUUAAACGUCUUGGACUCGUCGCCUUGGGUCGGACGGACAAACGCUACGGGCUCGUUCACAUCGAAUUCGUUGGCUACCAAAGUUGGUACGUGCCUUCAUUUUACUAUAUUUGCAAUCCUGCUAGUUAAUCAUAGUAAUGACUGAUACAUCGUCGCUAGAAUCAUCAAAUCAAAUGAUAAAAUUCAAACGAUUAAAAGUUUAUUUUAGAAUGUAUAUAAAUUUCACCAGAAGCGACUAUUAAAAACCAUAAAAAUUCCCAUCUACCAUACCAAUGUGAUACCAAGACGGAACACAUCAUAUUAAUCGAAUAAACUUAAAAGUAUACAUCUUCUUUUUUAAUUUAUUACGAGAGAUGUUAGAGCUAUUCUGGGGUUAGAUUUUUCUGAAGCGAUCCCUGGCGUUUGUCCUUUAUCGACCGUUUUGCUGGUAAUCCAUUGAACUGUUUGCAAAUAAAAUGUUUUGAUGGGUUCCAGCAAAUUCAAUGAUUAGUUUUAUUAAGAUGAUUAGUGCGAUAGACAGAUAAAGCUUCGGCAGACCACUUGCGACACACAAAAGCAGAUACGUAAUGCUAACGCCAAUUAAAAUAAGGUGUUUAUUUGGUUUUUGUAUUUACGAUUAUAAAAAUACGUUGAAUUUUGAUGUAAUUUUUAUUAUACUAAUGUAUUACAUCAUUUCGCGUAUUUUCAAAUAUUUUGUACUUCUAGUUUAAGUAGUAAUCAUGUUAGUUGUUAGGAUUUACAUCACGAUGACAUGCCUCGUAAUAAUAUUGUGAUCAUUAAUUAUUGAGUGAAAACGUACAAUAAUCAAUAUUUGUUACAUUUUAAUGUUACACAUUGUUACAUCAAAUACGUAAACGACACAGAGAAUACUAUUUUUUAUGUUUCCCCCUUAGAUAAUAUUAACCUUAUGUAUAGUAUGUAUUAUAUACUCCAUCUGCUUUAUCGAUAAAUUUUAUGUUCAAAUCUGUCUUCUAAAACGCACACUUGCACCUAUGUGGUCCUGUCGCACUGUUUUUUUUGUUUGUUGCACGCCAUGCUUACUCUAUUUGUUUUGCAAUGUUAUAGUUAUAUCUACAUGCAACAUUUAUACAAAAUUCUACUUCAAUAACACAGCGUCACUAUCAUUCAAUGUGUAUCGGUGUUAGUCUUUUGUUUUAUUAAUUUCGUGUAUAUAGUUCGGAUAUGUGAAUCGCGUCAGACACUGCAUGAUUGUGAAACAAAACGAUAGAUGUGUGUUGCAUGUGUGUAUUUUAUGGAUGUCGUACUUCAUCUGUCCAAGGGGGAAGAUGUUAAGCACUAAGAUGAGAGUAAAUUGACUCUGGUUGCUGCUAGCACCCACGUCGCCUGAGAAACUAUGUGUUAUAUAGACCAUUCGCCGCUGUUUUGCGGGCAGGUUAAAGACAGGCGUUGCACCCGCAUUGCAUGUGCCCGUGAUAUCCGCUGGCCUUGCGAGUAUACCGCUAGCAUGCCCAUUGUGUCUAUCUUAAUCGUAACGACUAAAGCUAUUGAUGUUGGCAAUAAGUAACAUAUCACGUAUUUGUUAGGUAUUUGAAUUGUUUAUUAUUAAUCACGUUAUUUAGUGUUUAAAAAUCAUUGUAGAUAACAAAUAAACGUGCCUCGCUCUUAGUUGUAAAUAAUUGGGGUAUAGCAUUGUUAAAUUUAAUAUUUUACUAUGGGUAAUAAAGAUCUU
Messenger RNA from Papilio xuthus (Asian swallowtail), 4018 nucleotides. It is a transcript of the gene alpha-Catr, whose product is annotated as alpha-catenin related. The coding region runs from base 1 to 2256 and encodes 751 amino acids. The transcript has 13 exons. The record is from RefSeq and is a predicted model, not a curated record. NCBI's taxonomy places the organism in Eukaryota, Metazoa, Arthropoda, Insecta, Lepidoptera, Papilionidae. Gene Ontology annotation, molecular function: cadherin binding; actin filament binding. Gene Ontology annotation, biological process: Rho protein signal transduction; cell adhesion.